This is a messenger RNA of Sarcophilus harrisii (Tasmanian devil), 1650 nucleotides long. It is a transcript of the gene AVEN, whose product is annotated as apoptosis and caspase activation inhibitor. Lineage: Eukaryota; Metazoa; Chordata; Mammalia; Dasyuromorphia; Dasyuridae. Gene Ontology annotation, biological process: negative regulation of G2/M transition of mitotic cell cycle. Bases 127 to 1218 code for a protein of 363 amino acids. The record is from RefSeq and is a predicted model, not a curated record. The transcript has 6 exons.
CCGGCAGGGGCCGCGCUCUCACAGGGCGGCGGCGCCGGGAGCGGGGAGGGCCGGGCCGCCGGCUCCUCUCUUUCCCCACCUCCCUCUGUCCCCAGGCCUGGGCUGCGGCGGCGGCAGCGGAGGAAGAUGCAGGCGGAACGCGGGGCCCGGGGAGGCCGGGGGCGGCGGCGGCCGGAGCGGGACCGGGAUCGGCCGGGUCAGGGGCCUGAGCUGGGGCCCGGCGCGGCUGCAAGAGGCGGCGGCGACGGCGGCGGCGGAGGCCGAGAAGGAUGGGAUCGAAACCGAGGUCGAGGCCGAGGCGGCCGCGGGGGCCGCGGAGGCCGGGGAGGCGGUGGCAGCGGGGCCGCACACGGGGCCCAGCGGGGCGGCCGCCGGGAGCAGCGAGGCCGGGGCGCGGGGCCCAGUGAGCUGGUGGAACAUGAUGAUGCUGACACCUAUGAAGAAGAGAACAAUGAGUGGGGAAAUUAUUCCAAAAGAAAGAUUGUCUCUAACUGGGAUCGAUAUCAAGAUUUUGAGAAAGAGGCAGAAAAUGAAAGUGGAGAAUCACAAAGGGGGACUGAUUUCAGCGUCCUGCUUAGCUCUGCAGGUGACUCCUUCUCACAGUUUCGUUUUGCAGAGGAAAAAGAAUGGGAUACUGAAGCUUCAUCUCCUAAACAGAUCUCAGCCCUUUAUGUGGACUGUGAGUCACUGGUCCGAGCACUUCAAGAACUGCCUCUGUCCCUCCGACUGAACGUGGCUGCUGAAUUAGUCCAGGCUACAGCUCCUCUAGAGCUUCCCCAGAUGAAACCAAAGAAAAUGGAAGAUGGCAAGGGGCUAGGUAUGCAGAUGAGAUGGCCCUUGGGGCCAGGCUCUGAUGUGAUCUCAGAUGCUGCCAAUCGCCCGGGGCCCACAGGGAAGGAUGGACCCAGGCCGUGCUCUUCGGAAGCUUUUCAGAAAAUCACUCCACCGCUACAGCAGACUAUAGACCACCUAGAUGAAGAACUUGAUCUGCUGCUAAAUUUAGAUGCUCCAGUCAAAGAAGAAGAUAACACUCUAACAGCUCAGACAUAUCAAGAUCCUAGAGCCAAGAAGGAUGGAAAGAUGGUCCAAGAGGAAAAUGUUCCUAAAGAACUCUCUGUGACUGAAGAAAAGAGUUUGGAAGCUGAGCAACCACCAUGUACAUCCAAAAAUGUUACUGAGGAAGAGCUUGAAGAUUGGCUGGACAGCAUGAUUUCUUAGAGAAAAAAAUUUUUUUUGCAGAGCUGGAGCUGCCCUGUUACUUAUGGGUGGAUUAAAGGGAGACAUGAAUGAGGCAAUCCUUGAGGAAGAGCUAUUUAUAGCACACCCCAAAUCAGUGGUCCAGCAUGGUUAUGGUAGUAUGACUCCCACUUAUAUUUCAGAUAACAGUUGGCAUAAUAAAUUACAGAGGCUCAUUCCAGUUAUUCUUUCUGGCAUAGAAUUCUAAUAACCCAACUUCCUUAAGCAAGUGGAAUGCUGUUACCCAUCCCAUGGGCUUCCCAUCUGCUGAUAGUAAAAUCCAGGUUCCACCUAGCCCCCAAUAUUUGUUUAAGCAAAUUAGAUGCUGCUGAAUAAUAUGAUGUGACAAGAACAAGGUAUGAUUGGUGCCUAUAUGCAUUUGGGAAAAAUAAAUUAUAAAUGCUGGUAAAACUA